AUGGAUUCAUUCGAAGCAAGAUUACAAUUCAUUCAAGUCUUGAAGAAUUUACAAAAAAACUUGAGUAUUAUUGACAAUAGAACGUCAAUAAGUAGUGGGGGAGAGACGAACCCCAUGAGUUCAAGUUCCACUGUGGAUCCGAUUCAAUUUUAUUUAAGAAGUUACAAAGAUCAUUUUGAAGAUUUCCAUCAAUGUUUAUUUGAUACUACGAAUAAGAUGAAUUCAUUAGAUAGGUUGAAUGUUUUAUUUUAUUAUAGUAAGAUAUUGAUAACGUUAAGAUCUAAUAUGAAUGAAUUUAAUGAGAAAGUUAUAUUUAAUGUUCUCUUACCAUCAUUAUGUGAUCUUUAUCAUUUGAUCUUACCAAAUUAUGAUUGGAAAUCUUUAACUAAUUUAGAUCCAUGUAUUGAGAUUUAUAAUUUAUUGAAAGAUAAUUUUUUUAAAGAUGAUGAAUUAAUGACAUUAAAGGAUUAUAGAAUAGUGAAGGACAAUGAAGGAGAAAUACAAGGAACACAAGAAAAUAUUGCAAUAAAUAAGUUAUCCUGGUAUUCAGUCAAGGACGCCACCACCAUGAGAACCACGAAAGACAAAGAAGCCUCAUCUUCGACUCCAUCUUUGGGCCAUUCUGUAAUGGAUCAUAAAGAAUCUUUCAUAAACACAAGAGAUCUGUUACAAGAUAGAAUCCUCAAAAGACAGUUAUUUUUCAAACAUUAUAUACAAAAUGGUCUUACGCCUGUCUUUGGCGUCGAUAAUAAUCCUCAUAGUACUUUAAAAGACAGUGAUCAUUUAGCGACGACAACCGCUUCUGUAUCACCGGUGCUCCCAUUAUCUGGUCAAGAUCAACUUGCUGUUACUACUACCACUAACAAUACUCCUACCGCUGUUCAUACCAAUAUGCACGACUCUAGUGGGAACAAUACGACUAAUAUUAAUAAGGUUCAUAAGAGUCUUACUACCAAUGAUAGGAUAAUACCUAUUAUAAUUCGUCGUAUGGAAAAUGAUCGUGAGAGACAUAAGAGAUUAAAGGAGAAAAGUUGGGUUGUAGAUAGAAAUAUACAAAGACAGAGACAAAAGGGACAACCUCUUAAUACUAAGAAAUUGAUUCUAAACGUUAAUGAAUUUGAAUCUUUGUGGAAUAAUACGAAUGUUAAUAAAUUGACGAUAGAUGAUAUAAAGAAUAUGAAGGAAAUGAAUUUGAUAGCGAAGCAAAGUUAUAUGAUAGAAUAG
Molecule: messenger RNA, 1224 nt
Organism: Naumovozyma dairenensis CBS 421
Lineage: Eukaryota; Fungi; Ascomycota; Saccharomycetes; Saccharomycetales; Saccharomycetaceae
Gene: CTK3
Product: Ctk3p
Exons: 1
Coding region: 1-1224 (407 amino acids)
Biological process (GO): positive regulation of transcription by RNA polymerase I; positive regulation of DNA-templated transcription, elongation
Cellular component (GO): CTDK-1 complex
Source: RefSeq, a predicted model, not a curated record